UUUUAGGAAUAUCCCGCAAAGUAAAUAUCUGAGAGACUCGAAGAAAGCAAGACGCAAAGCGGCACACAUUUCGAAAACCUGCUUCAAAAAUGGUAGACUGCCACCGGGUUUUAAAGGCAGCAUGUAUAAUUUUCAACAUGAUUAUGUACACACUACUUCUGGUCAUGAAUUACGCUGCAAACAACAAAAGUGGGAUCCUUUUUGGGAACAAAUCCGUCAGUCAGGUGGUACGAAAAUACUCCAUCGAGUUCAGCCCUGCGCCUUAUGCCUUUGAGAUCUGGAAGCUCGUAAACGCGUGGACCGCUGCAUGGAUUCUAUACACGCUGUCUUACAUCUUCAGAAAACGCAUGCCCGAUGCUUUGAGUCCGUUUUUCUUCGUUUGUUUUACGCUGGCUACCGUUUCGAACAUGGCUUGGACUCAGUUCAUUAGCUGGGAGAUGAUCAAGGUAACAUCAGGCUUCGUUUUCGCUAUGGUGGUGUUCCUCUACGCGUCUCUCGCUUGCAGCUUCGCUGGUUUGUACAAACAGCGCUACUUCAUCAGUCGAUUCGAUUAUUGGGUCAUUCACAUGCUGGUAAACAAUGGGAUUGCUGUGUAUGCUACAUGGGUCACCGUAGCCGCUCUUCGCAGUCUGGCGUUAAUUCUGACGUAUUUCCACGGCAUAGAGCGAGAACUCUCGGUCACAAUCGCUUUGGGAAUUCUCAUGCUGUUAAUCGUGGUGUGGUUUAUCCUAGAAAAUACAAUUUUUAGAGAAGAUCUAUUGUAUACCAUAACAAUUUAUCCAGUUUUAAUUUGGAUUUUUGUCGCCAGCAUAAUCCUUAACUUGAACCGCGUAAGCCGCCUAAAUACGGCCAUUAUGCAAUCUCUUCUUGCCGUGUCGUGUACACUCUUUAUUGGAAAAAUUAGUCUCGUCGUGUGGAAAAUCAUCAACAAAUGUCGAGACACCAGGGCAAAAGCUGAUCUAGCAAUGAUGGAGAUAACUCCCGGGUCUGAUGAGAACCGCGAACAAAAAUACACAGACAGAUCGGAAAAUCAGGAACUUGUCGAUUAGGGUUAUUUCAAGCCAAGCACAUUUGCUGUUAAUAGAUCGAAUUAUCGAUAUUGUAACCCUACCCGCAAUACCGACCACGCAUUUUAAAGAUGCUGUAAGUGAUUCUGUCACGCUCUGUUUAGGCCUUAAUGGUGUAGCUAAUAUAGGGCUCCCGGUGAUAUCAAAGCGGACAGGAAAUUAGAGAUGCUAAAACGUUGACAGACUUGGUUGACGAUAAACUCGACUCUUUUGCUUUGUUUUGUUUUUGUAGGAGCCCUUAAUGGACUCCUUUUUCUGACAUCCAAACGAUUGCUCCUGGGUAAAAGGUAAUGUUGGUAAGAUAUGUAUCAUAAUCACAAAUUCCCUGUUGAUCGAUUCUUAAUCAAUCAGCCUUGGCUGAAAGCUUUUUGAACUAUUCAAAAAAAAGAGAUAAGAAAUGUUCAAAAAGAGAUAUUUGAAUCUCGUUUUGCCACGAGCUUCGGACAAAUGAAAACCAGUUUUA
This is a messenger RNA of Pocillopora verrucosa, 1530 nucleotides long. RefSeq lists its product as uncharacterized. The record is from RefSeq and is a predicted model, not a curated record. Lineage: Eukaryota; Metazoa; Cnidaria; Anthozoa; Scleractinia; Pocilloporidae.